This is a messenger RNA of Cucurbita maxima (winter squash), 960 nucleotides long. RefSeq names its product 3-oxoacyl-[acyl-carrier-protein] reductase FabG-like. Lineage: Eukaryota; Viridiplantae; Streptophyta; Magnoliopsida; Cucurbitales; Cucurbitaceae. The record is from RefSeq and is a predicted model, not a curated record. Gene Ontology annotation, molecular function: oxidoreductase activity. Bases 48 to 878 code for a protein of 276 amino acids. The transcript is spliced from 3 exons.
UACAACCAGAGCUUGAGAUAUGGAAUGACUUGAACGGCAAAGUAGUGAUGGUCACCGGAGCAUCGUCGGGGCUCGGCCGUGAGCUUUGUCUCGAUCUUGCCAGAGCUGGAUGCAAAAUUAUCGCUGCCGCACGACGUACCGAUAGACUCCAAUCUCUAUGUGAUGAAAUAAAUCGACUCGAUUUCUUAACUUUGUCGUCGGUUUCUUCCUGCUCCCGAGCCUCCUCUGUGAUGGAGGUGGAGAUCUGCCGAGCAGUGGCUGUGACACUUGAUGUUAGCGCGGAUGGAAGAAGUAUCGAGAAUGACAUAAAAAAAGCUUGGGAUUCAUUUGGCUUCAUUGACACAUUAGUUAACAACGCUGGUAUGAGAGGGGCGGUAAAGUCUCCUCUAGAUUUGUCCGAGGAAGAAUGGGAUCAAACCAUGACAGCAAAUCUUAAGGGAGCGUGGUUGAUAUCGAAGUACGUAUCCAUGCACAUGCGUGAUGCCAAUCGAGGUGGAUCUAUCAUCAACAUUUCUUCUAUUAGUGGUCUUAAUAGAGCACUACAACGCGGUGCCCUUGCUUAUACUAUUUCAAAGGCAGGCUUAAACACUUUGACAAAGGUUAUGGCCAUGGAAUUAGGAUCUCACAAAAUUAAUGUGAAUUCUAUAUCGCUUGGACUCUUUAAAUCGGAAAUUACAAAAGAUCUCUUACAAAAAGAUUGGAUUAACAAGGUUGCAAUGACAAUGUCUCCUCUAAAAACCUUUGGAACUUUAGAGCCUGCACUAACAACAAUCGUUCGAUACUUGGUGCACGACUCUUCUAAUUACGUCUCAGGUAACAUUUUUAUUGUUGAUGCAGGCAUCUCUUUACCUGGUGUCCCACUUUGGUCAUCCCUUUGAAUAUCUUUACUUUUAAGUUGAUAUCAUUUAUAUGGAUGAAUAUACUUGGAAGUGUUAUACUCGAAAAAGUCUUUAGAUUAUA